GAUUGGAAAGAAAUUAACGCUCGAUUAAGCGAUGCACAACUUAAAGUACAAGCUGCUCGUUGUAUGGAUUGUGGUGUUCCAUUUUGUCAAUCUGAUACUGGUUGCCCGAUUGGAAAUAUCAUUCCAAAAUGGAAUGAUCUUGUAUUUAAGAAUCAAUGGCUUGAUGCUUUAAAUAGGUUAAUGAUGACGAACAAUUUUCCUGAAUUUACAGGUCGCGUGUGCCCAGCUCCCUGUGAAGGAGCAUGUGUCUUGGGAAUAAAUGAAUUACCUGUUAGCAUUAAGUCUAUCGAAUGUGCUAUUAUUGACAAAGGAUUUGAAAUGGGUUGGAUAGUUCCUAACCCACCAUCUAUUCGUACUGGAAAAAAAGUUGCUAUUAUUGGAUCAGGUCCAGCUGGUCUUUCAGCUGCAGAUCAAUUAAACAAAGCUGGUCAUACUGUUACUAUUUAUGAUCGUAAUGACAGAUUUGGUGGACUAUUAAUGUAUGGUAUCCCUAAUAUGAAACUUGACAAAAAAACAGUACAACGAAGAAUUGAUCUGUUGGCACAAGAAGGAAUUAAAUUUGUAGCAAAUGCUCACGUUGGCGUAAAUGUUGAUGCAACAAAAGUCCGACUAGAAAAUGAUGCACUAAUAGUAGCUACUGGAGCUACUUGGCCAAGAGAUUUACCUAUACCGAAUAGGAAUUUGGAUGGCAUUUACUUUGCUAUGGAAUACUUACAACUUAAUACACAAAGUCUUCUGGAUUCAAAUCUUCAGAAUGGCAAAUAUAUUGAUGCAAAAGAUAAACAUGGUAAAAAAAAUUCUAACCAUGAUUUUCUUCAAUUAGUUAUUGUUAUUGGUGGUGGUGAUACUGGAUGUGACUGCAUUG
Molecule: messenger RNA, 865 nt
Organism: Racocetra fulgida
Lineage: Eukaryota; Fungi; Glomeromycota; Glomeromycetes; Diversisporales; Gigasporaceae
Source: the annotation of a GenBank genome assembly